This is a messenger RNA of Paramecium tetraurelia, 309 nucleotides long. RefSeq lists its product as uncharacterized. The transcript has 2 exons. The record is from RefSeq and is a predicted model, not a curated record. NCBI's taxonomy places the organism in Eukaryota, Ciliophora, Oligohymenophorea, Peniculida, Parameciidae.
AUGAAUAUGAAGAGUUAAAUUAAAAGAAUAGCGUUACUUUCUAUAGAUUUUCAUUUGGACAAUAACUCAUAAGCUGCAUCACUCAAUAAGCUUCAUACGAGAGUUGGAGGAGUCACCAAAUAAUUGAAGAUAAAAAUAUUUAAGAAUUAAUAAUAAUAAUAACCGAAUUUUAGUGAUUCAAAAAAAAAAAUCAAUUUCUAAAAUGAAUGGAAAAAUCGUAAAUAAAAUAAAAUAAAAUUAUACAUUAACAAAUGUGAGGAAUAGAAACAAUUCGCCUAAAUGCAGAAUCUAGAAUAAAUAACUAAAUGA